AUGUCUAUACCCAGCAACAGCCCAGAAAGAGAGGGAUCUACUGGGGCUCCCCCACAACUGGAGUGUCCCUCUUCCCCUACUGGUUUGGAGCCGGACCCCCUGUCAACAGGCAGCCCAGUGCUUAGUCCAGACUCUUCUUCCCAUGAUGCAGUGCUGUCAGCACCAGCUGCCUCCCCGGCAGACUCAGAAAACCUGAGUCCCGAUGAGCUGGAGCUGCUGGCCAAACUGGAGGAGCAGAACAGGUAAGACUAGCAACUGUCACCAUGAUUUACAGCUGGAGGAAAGGUUCAUCCCUUUAAUACUGAAGCAAUUAGACUUAAUGAGGGUUUAACUCUACUGGCAACCAAACGUUGGCACCGCAGGCCUAUCCUGCUCUGGUUUUAUCACUUGAUCUAACAGUGUGUGUGGGUUUGAGGGUCAGAUGGUUUUAUGUGUGUGAAUUUUUAAACCUUUACCAAAAAACAUAAGGAAAAACUUUGCAGAAUAUUUAAUUACUCUCGCAAAACAUACAGUUAAAGACUUUUAGGCUUUCUUCAUAGAGAAAUAAUAAUGCAGAUUUAAGACAAAAGUGUACAUUUGUUCACACUGCUGGCAUUUUAACAAAGUCCACAAGUUGCUUUUUGAAUUUGUAAAUAGGACUAUGGAAAUAAACUUAACUGUUUUAUUUUUUUGUUUUGAAAAGGAAAUUUUUUGUAUAAUGGCUCUGUAGAAUAAGCAUAUGGUAAUACUGAAUUGAAAAUAUAGACAUUUCCACAUACUUACCGUUCUUUCAGCUGUUUCUAUAACAUUUAGUGACCUACAAGCUACUGAAGUAUAUUACUUCAAAAUAAAAGCGUCACUUUACAAUGCAGGACAUAAUAACACCAAAACUCAAGGUAGUAAAAAAGAUCAAAAUAAAAGCCCGUAAAACAAGUGUUUAAGUUUUAGUCACAGGGCUGAUGAUAAAUCAUGAAACUAGAUAUUAUCAAAUAUCGUUUAUUAGUUUAGUAUAUGAAGUCGUGUGUCGCUCCACCCUUUCCUCAGUUUGACCGCGAUAAAGUCAGCUGAUGAUGAGCAUUUAGAUAAACUGUAAACCAAAAAAGUUUCAGACACUAGUAAUAAAAUGAUUUUGAAUCACAACCCUCAAACUAAAAAAAGACCCUCUGGAUUUUAGAUUUUUUUUAAAAACAGAGCGAUCAAGUGAGACGUGUGUUCAUGUAGAAAAUAAUGAGGGUUAAAGAUUUUGUAAAACAGCAGCUGAUUAAUGAGAUGGUUGAAGGUGGAAGAUAAUUAAAGCUUCAUAAGUGCUGGAAAACAAAAUAAUCAUGUCGGCUGGAUGCCUUUGUCAAAUAAUCGAACGGUGGAUGGAGAAGGAACCUUGGAAGAGAGAGACGUGGUCAAAGGCUGAGGCUUAGGAUUUGAACCGCCUAAUUAGAGGACUUUAAUCUUUGUGCAUUAGACACACAGUCUAACCUCUGAGUCAGAAGCCUUUUUUAAAUGUAGAGAAUAGCCUGUGCUGUGACUGAUGCCCCAGCUGUGUGAAAUACCUGAUUUAGAUCGGUCAAAAAUCGAAGUCCCUAAGGACAACCUGAUCACACACAUCACACAUAUCAAAUCAGUCUACAGGAAGGGACACAUCUAGUGCAAUCUUUGGUAUUUCACCACUCCCUGUCGACUUUGCCACAUAAAACCAAACAUCAGUAGUCAGCAUGAAGGAUAUUUGUUUGUUAAAACUCUAAAUUAAUGGUCACCAGCAAAGUAGAUGAGAAGUGGGAAACCAAAGCAGAAGGUGCUAAAGUGAAAGAGACUCCAGACAUUUGCUCAAGUUAAUCCUGGAGCUGCAUGGAAAAAGCUGAAUCAAAGUUAUAUUUAACACAAACUGAAACUCAAACUUGAGAAGUGUUUUUAACUCUAUGACAGGAUAGGAGUGAAAUAUGCAAAAGAAAGUUGGUAUGAAUGUUUUGAAAAGUAAAGCAGUAAAGCCGACUGUGGCUCUUAUGGAUUAAGAGUGAUUGUUUGAACCGUUUUUACAGAGAAUAAGAGUUAGUUUCUCAAAUGGAAGAUUUCAGCUUCCUAAAGUCUACAGUCACCGUGAUUCAUAGAAAUAAAUGGUUCUUAACGUGGCAUUUAGAUAUGAAAACCUUUGCCGGGAAAGAUCAUCGCCUACUGCGAAAGGAUGAGUAUGAAACGAUAAAAGCUAAUGUUAAUUUGACCCAGAAUCACAAAUCUGCAUGUCCUACAUUUGCGACAAAUACACAGAGUUACAAAAAUAGGUAUGUGGGCAAACAUAUUGCGUGAGUGAACGCUGCACGCUGUCGCAUUUGUGUUUUUAGGAUUUUUUAGUAAAAACACUUUGAAUUUAAAACAGAAAAUAACAGCAGGACUAUUACUUUUAAGUCAAAAAUACAGAAUCCUUCUCUAUCUACACAGUGUGUCAGAUGAUAUUCUGUAUGUCAGUUCAUUAUCCUACAAGGAAACAAUCUUUCUGAGGUGUACAGUCAUUUUCAUUUAGUCAGACAAAGAUUUUCUUUACCUCAGUGUGAUAUUUGACAUUGUCGUUGAAUCACAUUAUGACCUCCUCUCUUGAAAGUCUCCCUGCUCCUGGAACAAACCCAUCUCUACAAGUGAAGCACAAACAUACACCCAGUCUUUGAUUUUAAAGUCAGUCAGGAAGCUUUUGAAGAUCAGUUUGCACAGAAAUGAUAUCUCAAACCUUUUUUUCUUUUUUUUCUGAGUCAUGUUUAAGAGAUUCACUUCUCCAUUCAGCUAAAGUCACGUAAUUCUCUGCUGUUCAUGGGAAAAGUCCUGAGGUGAACAAUUUGCUUUGAUUAGAUUCGAUUAACCCCAGCAGAGGCACAAAAGACAGAGCAUCACUUCUAAAAUGAUAUGAGUGGUGCUGUGAUAUUUGAAGUGUAAGUCGUCGUUCUCUGGUUCCAUCACGUCUCAGCAUGUGAUGAAGGUUAACGUGAGAGUCAAAUGAUUUAAAAGACUAAAGACACUCAGGGGUCGAAGGAGGACUGAAGUGAGCAGCCUCUGGGAAAAGAGUGUCUCCUCCAUCACUUCAUAUCUGCACCCUGGUGCUGUGCGGCCGCUGACUCCAAGAGAGACAUACGAAUAUUUAAAGAAGCAGUUCAUGCUUUGGGUAUCAGAGAUUCAUAAUUUAGUUUGAUUAUUCUGUCAUGCAAAAUGGAAAUCCUGGCAUUUCCUUCAGGCUUUUGAAAUAAACAUCAGGAAACAUUUUUAUGUGAGUAAACACAUUUCUUAGUUAGAGGCUGAUCCCAUCGUUAACAUUUAACCUAGCUAACACCUACAAUUGUAAACCUGGAAAAACAGCUGGAUUGGAUCUGUGAAGAAAUCUUGUCUGUUGACUGAGGUGGUCAGAAACUUAAAGUCCCACUCUGAUUGUAUUUAUUAUUAUUAAAAGUGUUAUCAGUGGUCUUUCAAUUGUGAUUAUGAAGUUUUUAGUCAAAAUCACAAUACCUGUGUUAGAGAACUUUUCUUCUGCAGAGCUCCAGUAGCUUAUUAGCAAUUGAGUGCUGAGCCGUGGCCUGCAUAGCUGGGCUCCAGGGGCGGAGCUUGGAUUUGUGACAUAGGAAAUCUCACUGAAUCUGAGCCUGCCGUUUGGGUCUGUCAGAGAUUCACAGCGAUUUUAAUGCAGAAAUACUCAGAAAUUCAAUUUUGCACUUAGUUUUCUCAUGAUAUGUCCUGUAGCAUCAGAAAAAUGCCAUAUGAACAUGUAAACAACAAGAAAAACAUGAUUUUCAUCUGAGUGGGUCUUUAAGGUUUGUGUCUAUGGUGUUGCCCUGUGCACACAAAGUGACACCUCUCGUCUCAUUGCAGGUCCCCUUCUGUGUUCGUUUCUGUGUGUCUGAUUACUAUGAAUAUUUGCUGGUCUGAGUCUCUGACGAUCAUCUGGUCUGAUACUCACCCCCUCACAGCAGUCAUAGCCAUGAAAUGAUGAAAUAAAAACAGUCUGAUGGUGCAUGUUAUAAACAGGCAUCACUUUUGAUCUUAGUAUGCUCAUAGCCAGCUAAAAACUGGCCAUAUUUACAGUCAGUCAUUUAUUCAACUCUCAUUUGUAAGUUUAAUGAGCUUUAUCAAAAGUGUCAGAUUUCAGCGCAAAAAGACUUACUGGUUGAUCUUGGCCUCAAAAUCCUCACGGGUCAAAUCCUCUCAAAGCCAAACUAACAACCUGCCAAACUGACACGAUCACAUGUGCAGUUGUGCUGCUUGGAUUACUACUCAAAGAUUCCCUUCCAAACUCUGUGUUUACUGAAGAAGUGUCUCAUCUUAUCUGCUGUUUCACUUAAUACGAGAAAACGAAAAAAUGUACAGAAAUCUGCGACAAAACAGACAGGAUUUAAUUUUCUCUUUUGUUUGAAAAGUACAAAAGCCUGUUUAAGAUUAAACUUAUAUUGCAACACUGACUUAUGCGCUUGAGUUUGAUUGAAAUCAGUUAAGAGGUUUUCCUUUAAGCUGUGUGUGUGUGUGUGUAAUAUGAUCCGAUCAGUCGUUGAAACCAGUCGAAUCAGUCAUCUAUUGUAGAGUGAGCUCCUCGUCUUCCUCUUGCAGGCUGCUGGAGGCGGAUUCCAAGUCCAUGCGGUCGAUGAGCGGUUCCCGACGUAACAGCGGCUCCUCCCUGGUGUCCAGCUCCUCGGCGUCCUCCAACCUGUCACACCUGGAGGAGGAUACCUGGAUCCUGUGGGGCCGAAUCGUCAACGAGUGGGAGGAGUGGAGGCGUAAGAAAGAUAAACUCCUAAAGGUGAGCGUCAAGAAACUAGAACUGGAAAAUAAAAGUUUUUGCCACCAGACAAGAAGAUGAAUCAUGUAGUAGAGUUACAAACAAGAACAUCAAAAAGGAGAUUAGCAGCGUCCACGUUUUGCUUUUGCAUCCUUUGUGCCAGAACACUGAGGGCGUUCUGGACGGCUUAAAAUCCCUGAGUCACCGCUACAUCUUCAUCCACACACAGACUUUUUCACUGGUCUGUUUUUGCUCAUAAGGUCACAGUGUCCGUCUCCUCGUAGCUGCGAGCAUAUGUGUGUCAGAAACAUGUUGCUCAGUAUUUUCCGCAGUUUCAUUUUUGCUGACAUUCCCCCGCGACAGAGUCUGUCUGAAUCUGUUUCAAAAGGGUUGCAAUAAUCCUCACAUGAAGCUGCCAAUGCCUUUAAGGUGCACUGCACCAACACGUCUCUCUCCAUAUGCCUCUGUGUCCUCUGUGACAAAAAGAGGCAAAACCCAGGAGAGGUGAGGAUGGAUGAGACAGAGGAAAACAAAAUGACUCCAGGUGAAAGGAGAGAGCAGACAAAGAGCAAUCUGACAGAAGCUGCCAAAAAACUCCACAGACACAAAAACAAGAUGGCAAAGUCGGAUUUUAAUGAAAGACAUGAGUUGGUUUACAAUAACUGUGAAGCACGAUGAGUGACUGUCAUCAUGAAAUAACUCUGAUUUAUGAUCUUUAAUACAAUCUAUCUAUUAUUCAUGCAUUAUUGAUUCUUCUCUCGUUUUUUUGCUCUUGAAGAGAGGCUCGAAACUGCAUUCCUCUUGACACAAAUGAACGAGUGAGGUAUUAAUCCUUUUCAUUGCCUCCGUCCCCAGGAGUUGAUAAGAAAGGGAAUCCCUCAUCAUUUCCGCGCCAUCGUCUGGCAGCUGCUGGGUAACGCCACAGACAUGCCAGUCAAGAACCAGUACUCCGAGCUGCUGAAGAUGUCGUCCCCCUGCGAGAAGCUCAUCCGCAGAGACAUCGCCCGCACCUACCCCGAGCACGAGUUCUUCAAAGGCCAGGACAGCCUGGGACAGGAGGUCCUCUUCAAUGUGAUGAAGGUGAGGGUUGUAAAAAGCUGAGAAUCAGGGACGUUUCUUUGUUGGUCCUGUUGACUACUACUGUACUGUACUGUAGACAUUUAUGAGGUUAUUUGAUGUGCUGACACUGUCGUAGGGAUCAAAACGCGGUACUGAAAAGGACCCAAAACUCAAAAGAAUUAUAGAGUCCGCUAGGCUGUUUUACAUACGGUUAGAUUUUGUUCCGUCAUUUAGUAGCGUUUGUGGAUUAAACCGAUUUGCAAGCUUCAAAAAAGAGGAAUUCUGGUGGUAAUAAGUGAAAGUGCGGAUAAAAUAUAUAAAGUCAAGCGGCAAAGUUGGAUAAAAACAUGUGCUAGAAUUGAUACAGCAGUGUGGUUGGCUCAUUUAAACCUGCAAAUACAAACAAAAAGUCUCAAAACUCACUUGGGUACUUUGUAGGGCUGGGCGAUAUGGCCUCAAAUCAAUAUCACGAUAUAUUGAGCAGUUCACCUCGAUAACGAUAAAUGGACGAUAACUACUCCACAAGCUGCUCACCCCCUCCUACAUUAAUUCUGUCUACUUCAUCUGCUACAACUUUUGAUCCCUCUUUGUUACAGACUGGAUGGGGUGGCGUCGUGUCUCGAACAUGGGACAGCGUCUUAAAGGGACAUGAGACCAUACCCUACCGACACACAUCCAAAAACCAACGUUUAUUAUAUGUAUUUUUUUGACACCGGAUAUAUUGACAUGGGCAAAAUGUAACAUUAUAAAACUGUAACAUUAUAGAUAUAAUUUAAUCUGAUUAAAUUUGAGUGUCGAAAUAAUUUGUUUCAGCAUGACAGACAGAUACUGAAAAAAGAGGCGAGUGAUUAUAUCAGAGUGCCAUUUUGACACACUUCCAUCCUGCAGUUGUUCAGAUGUGGUCGCAUUGACCCAGAAAUGUUGAAAUGGCUUUUUAAGUGUUACCUUGCAUUUGUUUUGCGGUUUAAACAACUCUGCAGUGAGUCAAUGAUAUGUGUGGAUUGGAUUUUUUUCACAACCAUGGAGACCAGUUUGUUCGUGAUCACCGCAUCAGUCUCUGAUCGCUGCUCAACUGCAGGAAAUGAACAGAGCUCUGGUGUCUGGUCGCUCACACACAACCUGAGUGUUCGGUCGAGAUUACAGAUAUCAUCUCUGCUGCUGCCGAUGAUGAUGGAAACAGCACACUGCAAAGCCGAUGUUUUGUGUUUUCCAGGCAUACUCUCUUGUGGAUCGAGAGGUGGGCUACUGUCAAGGCAGCGCAUUCAUCGUAGGUCUGCUGCUUAUGCAGGUAAUGACUAAAUAUUACAGGUAAAUGGUCUAUAAUGAGGAUGUUUUGCUCCUAAGGUUAACGCGGCAUUAACGAGUCCCAUUAGAUUUCUCAAAUGAGCCACUUUCAAUGUUUUAAAAUUUACAAGGUCAUCCCCAAAGGUUAUCAGAGUAAAAACAAUCCCUGAAGGGUGUAAUCGUUGACAUCAGCUAUUGAGAAAGCUAUACUCACCUGUCUCACCUCCUCCCAGAUGCCUGAGGAGGAGGCUUUUUGUGUUUUUGUGCGCUUGAUGCAGGAGUAUCGUCUGAGGGAGUUGUUCAAACCCAGCAUGGCGGAGCUGGGCCUCUGCAUCUACCAGUUUGAGUAUCUGCUGCAGGUACAGAGGAAACGCACAAACCCACCAAACUUGCAGUACUCUGUUUUGUCCACAGAAGGGCAGCAGAUUGUUAAUUUACAGUACUUCAUUUUUACAGAUCAUGCUCUAAAGUCAUGCUCUUUUUUUUUGUCUUAGGAACAACUCCCUGAGCUGAACGUUCAUUUUCGAUCCCAGAGUUUCCACACGUCAAUGUACGCCUCAUCCUGGUUCCUCACUCUUUUCCUUACCUUCCUCCCUCUGCCUGUCGCCACACGGAUCUUUGAUAUAUUCAUGUAUGAGGUAUGAAACAUUAGAGUAUGUUUACAGUAUCUUAAGAUGUAUUUAUUUAUUAUGUAGUCUCAGCACGGGUAAUAAAAGAUCUCAUCUGUCUGUAGGGCUUAGAGAUCAUCUUUCGUGUGGGCCUGGCCAUCCUGCAGUACAACCAGACUGACCUCAUUCAGCUGGACAUGGAGGGCAUGUCACAGGUAAGCAUUUUUGUAUUUAUAGAACAAGCUGCAAGUGAAAUGCGAUCAAUUUUGUCAUAUCUGCUGAAAGACGGAUCGACUUGACCCUGUAACGAGAUUUCACAAAAAAAAAACCUCAGGUGUGUUUGAUCAUUUUGAGUGUGUUGACACAAAAGCAGGAGAGAAAUGAUGAUUGAAAAAAGAUGUUUUGUCCGAAACACCUGAGGUGAUCGAGCUUUCUUGGCUGUGGGUCCCAAAUAGUGUGCCACUCGAGAUCAAAACAUCCCCCACCCUCUCUUCUUUUAAGUCACAUCUUAAAACUUAUUUUUAUUCUUUGGUUUUAGUUUAGCGUGAGAGUUGUGUGAUCUCUGUCCAUUUAUGCCUUCGAUGGUCCUUAUCCCUAGGGCUGGGCGAUAUGGCCUUAAAUCAAUAUCACGAUAUAUUGAGCAGUUCACCUCAAUAAAGAUAAAUGGAUGAUAACUACUCCACAAGCUGCUCACCCCCUCCCACAUUAACUUCGUCUACUUCAGUCGUCGCUCCAGACGCUACAACUUUUGAACCGUCCUCCAUCUCCUCACCUGUCUUUCCCUCUUUGUUACAGACUGGAUGGGGUGGAGUCACAUCUUAAAGACCAUAGCCUACCUACACACAUCCAAAACCAAGUUUUAUUUAGUUAUUUUUAUGACACCGAGUAUACCGAUAUGAGCAAAAUGAUGUCGGUUAUAAUAGUAAAUUUUGGUAUUAGUGAAUUUCCAGUUUAUUGACCAGCCCUUCUUAUUCCUGUGUUUUUAUCACUUCUAUUUCUUUUAUGUUUUUAGUUCAUUUUAAAUUAUUUUUGCCUGCUUGUUUUUCCCCUGCCUCCUAAUGUUUUUACUUCUGCAGUGUUUGUUCUUUUUGAUUUCACUGUGCAGUACUUUGGUAAACUUGAAUGUUUGUAAAAUGUGCUAUAUAAAUGGAAUGGAUUGGAUUGGAUUGAAACACCCACAGAACUACUCAUUUGGUCAAGGAUACUCCAGUAUAACAAGAUCAUAUUUGUUCAUUUAGACACACCUCGUUCCUUGUUUUUCUAUACCAGCAUCAAUUACUGCCUGAUGAAUUAAACAACCCCUUCACCAUGAGGCAAACAUCGAGCCUAAUCGCCCUUUUCACUCUUCUACAAUGUGUCUGCCUCCACCUUCAUAAAAUAUGAAUGAGCAUGUUUGUUUUUUCUGGAGCUCUGAUCAUGUUUUGUUUUUUUUUUCUACCAGCAUUUCCAGAAAGUGAUCCCCCACCAGUUCGACAGCUGCCCAGACAAGCUGAUCCUCAGGGCCUACCAGGUUAAAUACAACCCCAAGAGGAUGAAGAAGUAAGCGUGACUAUUAUUCAUUACUCGUGGUAUUGUAGGAUAUAACACACUGGGUUGUUGUUGUUUUUAAAAAGAUGUAUUACUUAGUGCUGAGACACAAUUGAUCAUGUUGUUUUUCUUCUAUCAGACUUGAGAAAGAAUACACCACAAUCAAAAACAAAGAGAUGGAGGAACAAAUCGAGAUCAAGGUGUGUGUUUUGAACAUCGGUAUUGGCUGCAAAUAAUGUGCAUGCACCAGUGUCAUACGCUGAUGUGUAUCAGUUGUUUUGCAUCGGUUCCAGAGAAGAGGGUUUGAAUUAAGCAGUAAAAGUCUCCUUUUUGACCUUUGAACUCUGGUUUCUGAUCUGAUCAUGGUUAAGGUGAAAGACGGUGUCUGCAGUGUGGGAGUAUUACACCGUCUCUGAGAAAGAGCAGUGACAUUAAAGUUGGUUCAACAUGUGAAAAAAAAAACGUUGGUAUCAGACACAGCUGUUUGCUAAAUGAAUGUUUCCAACAUCAGGUCAGGUAUCAGCCCAGGUUUUCACAGUGCAUCUCUGUUUUUUAAUAUGUUAUUGUUGACGAGGGUAGGAACAAUAACCUCACAGCUCUUUAACAGUAAUAUCUCUCUCUCUCUCUCUCUCUCUCUCUCUCUCUCUCUCUCUCUCUCUCGCUUUGCUCAGAGGUUACGCACAGAAAACAGGCUCUUGAAGCAGAGGAUUGAGACGCUGGAGAAGGUAAGAAAUGAGCCUCGAUUUCAGUGUACCUGCUGAGAUUUAUCACUUUUAUCUGAUCAUGUGUCCAGAAUUUAAACACUGUAACAAGAAGCACUGGACUUAGAUCCAUGAGCUCAUUUGGGGUGUUGGUUUUCUUCUCCUGUGACCCAUGUCGGGGUUUCCCCUUCCUCUUAAGCACUCUGCUUUUAAAACCACUGCCUUUGACCGUUUCCUCAUUCUGGGUAAAAUUCUGUUUUUCUGAUUGAUCUCACUGCUGUCUUUUAUCUUCACAAAAGUCUCUUCACAUCUUUUCAUACAGCCUUUCACUGCUCUUCCCUUUCUUUGACUGUCUUGUUGAGCGUUGUGGUGGUUUGUUCCUCCUGGUGUUCGAACGUCUUUCUCUUUCUUCAUCUUCCUUUUUUUCAUACUCUUCUCCCUCCUUCUCGCUGCGCUGUAGGAGAGUGCAGCUCUGGCAGACAGACUGAUACAGGUAGAGUACUCUGCACCAUUAUCUCACUGACCUCACUUCUCUCCCCUUUAACCCUUCCCUCCUCCUCCUCCUCCUGCUCUCCUUCUUUGCUUUUUUCCUUUCCUUUCUUAACAGUCACCGGCGUGCAGAGGUGCAUGGCAGGAUAUUGUUCAUGUUUUCAUAUUUUUUCAGUUUACAGGUUCACCCUGUUAUCCCCAAAUGCAUGCCCCUUUUAUCAUGGCAUUGGUAAUUAUUUCAGGUUGUGCUGUCCCUGCACGUGGCAUGUCAAAGUUUAGUAUCAUUUAUACCAUACUAUCAAAAUCAUCAUAAUGGAAACAUGUUUUUAACUAAGAUAUUUAUGAAAGAUCCCAUAUGGUUUGACGUUUUGGAAAAUGUGCUUUCUGUUCUGUAGAAGGUGGUAAAAUGAAAAUGUCUUGAAUCAAAAUAAAAGAAAUGUAUUUUUGAAUUGUGAUAAGAUGCAACCUAAAUUGAAAUAUCGGAAAUGUAAACAGCUUCAAAAUCUGACACAUUUGCACAUAAGUUAGAUUUACUGAAAAUAUAAACCUGCAUGAAGAAGUCUCGUUCAGUCAGAGAUUUCCUCAUCAUCCACCUGCAUUAAACACUUUCCAAAUCCAUGUUAUUACUUUGAGCCUUUAAGGAGUUUUUAACAUCUAAGAAAUAGACUAAAAUUUAUAUUGAUGAAUUGCAAUGAUAUGUUAAAGCAAACAAGAUCGUCAAUGACGUGCUCAUUUUUUUUUUUACAAUGAAUUUUGAUGUCUGAAACCAGUGCGAAGUAGAAGGUGUUAAAACAAUUUGAAAGUAAAACUGUAAAAUUCUCUUUAGUGGCAGGUUAUGGGGAAAACAAGUGACAUCAAACAAGUCUCAAAUGUGAAAACAUUUUCAACAUUUGUUGUAAACUCUUAUUGCACAGAGUGAACAGCUGCAGAUCCACUGUCUGAUGUCAGGAAUACCUGAUUGCACUCAUGUAAGAACCAAUCUUGAAGGAAAUCCCUCAUUUGGAGCCUUGUUCACUUAGAGGCUCCUCAGAAACGUCCUCUUCACCACCUUCGGCCAUGUUUGUUUGUUAUUCUGCUCUGUGUGGGCUAUGGCUGCGAGUCCGUUGCUCGUGCUUACAUUACCAACUUGCGUUUAUCACAUUUAUCAAUUUGAUGGAAAAUAUUCAUUGUGGAGGAUUUUUCUGACGAUAAAUCAUGACCAAUAACUUAUCGCCCGAACCUGAUAGACAGCACUUACCUCCUGACAGACCUGGACUGACUGUGUCCUCAUGUUUUAAGUCUGUAAUGCACAUAAGUUCUCUAAAAAUGCUGCCCCCCUUAUCUUCAAACUGAACUGACUGUAACAAGAAGCCACCUCUCUGCAAGAAAGCCACUGAGCAUGUUUCCCAAAACAGAAAACUUCUAUUUUAGGGUAAAAACAUCCUCUCACUAACAUGUAGAUGAAAACGAUUCAAGUUGCACUCCCUUGAAACGAGUCCGACCCGGUUCCCAACAUUAGCAUUAUCUGUAUCUUGAUAUUUAGACAGUGCAACAGUCUGGACUCAUGCUGAGGUACUGCUAUUUCAGGGUCAGGUGACACGGGCACAGGAAGCGGAGGAGAACUAUGUGAUCAAGCGGGAGCUGGCGGUGGUGAGGCAGCAGUGUAAUACGGCCAGUGAGAAUCUGGAGAAAGCACAGGACACCAUCAGAGAGCUGCAGCAACAGAAGGUAAUCACCAACCCUCCGUGUGUUACCACCCAACACUGUUGUAGCAACAGAGACAGAUGUGCCAACACAGAGCGUGACAGCGCGCAAUAUAUUCAGUUUCAGGGGUAGCCCCUUACAGUAGAUUUGUGUGAUAGAAGUUUCUGCUAAAGCAAAGCAGUUGGGCUGAAUUUGUGUACGCUUUGGUUGUAAAAUAUUCGAUAUGUUCUUUUGUUUAGUAAAGAAUUAAAAUAAACAUAUUUCCAACAUAUUCAAAGAGGUUUUUAAGAAGAAAUGUUGUAACUCUCAGUGAAAUGUUGAGUCAUUUCACAGUAAGCAGUCAGUCUUUGGUUAGAUUUGCAGAAGUCAGUAUUUGAUUAAAAUGAAACCGCAACACCUACUUUCUCAGGACUUCAUUUGAAAAUCGUAAAAGUUCAAGAGAAUAGUAUCUUCUUCAACUUCCUGACCUUUUAUAAGAGCGUGUUUAUGAAAGUCUUCAGGUUUGACACACAUCUGAAAAAAAGAGCUUUACGAAUGAAAAGCCUUUUUUUUUAAGGUGGAGUGGCAAACAUAUCGAUAAAAUUAUAGCAGUCAAUGAAAAUAAAAAGAGAAGAGUUGGUGGUGAUUUAAAAAUGGACAUAUACUGCUUAAAACAAGUUUUUGCUUAAAAAAACAUUUUGAAAAUAAGUUGCAAGACUCAUUUGGUUUUAGUUUGACACAAGAUACGAUUUAUAUUCUUUGUUAUAAAAACUCUAAAUCCAGUGAUGAAACUGUAGUACAGUCAAGGUACCCCAUCAUCAGUGGCUUAUUCAAACACACACACCCACACACACACACACACACACACACACACACACACACACACAGACUCAGGGUGCCAGUGUCGUGCUGUGCAGGGACAUUAUGUGCUCAGGAGUGUGAAAUUCAGAUAAAAGCUCCAGGUAAUUCUUUGCUGACGACGCCAAACAUUUUCUUUCUUUCUUUCUUUCUGUGAUGAAAAACUAGGCAGCGGGCACAAUGAUGUUUUCAUUUGAACCUCAAAGGAAAUGAGAAAUCUACUUCUGAAUAUGCCGAGCUCAGCACCUGUGGACUGUUACAGAUCAGUUCUUUUUUGUUCGAAUAGUUUCAGUCAAAUAAACCAACAAUGAGGUCGUACUGCUUCCCUAAAUCCAGGAAAAGAUAUAAGUAUCCUGCAUUUUCUAUUUGAUACAGGAGUAGAACUUGGACUCUUAAAAAAAAAACAAAUCUGUGUUUUUCUUGUUCUGGAACUUAAGGCACUCUAUGAGAGUUAUGUUUUUUUUUUGAUGAAAACUCUUUGUAUAUCACUGUCCUCAUCAACAAUCCAGCUUCAGUACCUUUACUCAUGCAUAUAAGGCUCUUGAAGGAGCAAACUGAAUUUAAAACUGAUGCCUCUUCACAAGACCUUCAACAAGGUCAAUAUUUUGGACUUGCACACCCUACAGUAUAAAAUAAUGUAGCAGCGAACAAUGUUGUUUACUGUCUGUAUUUACCUCUAACUUAAAGGACAAAACGGACCAAUAAUGAUGUAACAUAGGACUGGGCGAUUUGGCAAAAAAAAUGAUCAUGAUCUAUUUUGUCAUAUCAAUUAUUGACACAAUUUUUUUGUAUAUUUUUUUAAACUGCCAGUUGUAAAGCAUCUGUACUAAAAACUUUAAGUUCAACAUUUUAUGAACAAAGUAAAUAAUAAAGCAAAUUAAAUAAGAUAAACAUAGGAAAAUAAGAAAAGUAUUUUAACUCAAAAGUACAACAAAUGUCGGUAAAUAUUUGAUAAAACAGUGAACUGGUUUACAGUCCUGAGUGUUUUUGCAGGUAUGCAAGACCCAAAAUAAACAAAUGUCCCCCUCAGGGAUAAUGAUGACGCCUUAAAAUGUAAACAUUAAAUGAUGUAAACUUAGAUGACACAAUUGGUUGCUGCUUUGGUCUGGUGGCUAAACUACUAAUGAUACUUGUGCUAUCAGCAGUGACAGGCUGUGCAGACUCCGCUCAUAUUUUCAAGCUUUCCGCUGCCGACAUACUUUUCCGCAAAGUAUGUCGGCAGCACCGACCGCCAACAUACUUUGCAAUUGCUCAAUGCCACUUUGGAGAUACAAGAACCACUGCCACACAACCAACAUUGAAUAACUUUUUUUUCUCAAUUAUGCGACUUUAGAGGAUGACUCAAAGUCAUGGCUGACAUCUAUUUUGCUGCCCUCAGCUCCACGAUCGGUCAUUCUGUUUACUUCUCCUGUUUACUUCUCCGGCAACUAACAGAAGUGAGCAGGGAAAGCUCGACUCUGAUUGGCUGAUGUCACGCACAUUUCUGCUAUGUUUGAUUGAAUAAAUAUGCUCACAGCUGAUCCCCGUGAUCGAACUGAAAUUUAUCAGGAUCAUAUAAUCACCCAGUCCUAAUGUCACACGACAAUACAACUUUGAAUAAUAGUUUAACUAAAACAGGCCUGUUUUAGAUGCUGAGUAACUUUAUAUUUAGAUACACUAACAUUGAGUAAGUUUGGUAAACAUUAUAUGGGUUACAUUACUAAAGCAGGUGUUAUAAUGAAAAAGGAUCCCCCCUCACAUUUUCAGUCAUUGUAUCCUUCUCAUUUAACGUGAUCUGUGUAAAAAUCAUAAGAGAUUCUGUCAGAGGACUUCCUCAAGUGUGAAGGAGACAAAGAUAAUUUUCCCCGCUGUAAAUAGAAGAUACUGAACUGCAGUAUCUUGCUAAUAAACCCUGCUGGUCUUUAAAAAAAAAAAAAGGUUUACAGUCGUCAUGUCAUCCGAUCAUACACAAAACAAAAAAAAUAUGCAAAUGCCCCCUUAAAAGAAACAGUCAUUGGAUAACUAGUUGGUUUUCAAACGUUGCAUGAGAGCGUGAUGCCAUUUUAAGGGCGAUUUUCUCCCACCUCAGAUUGCUGGCAGUCACCACCCCGUAAAGUUCACACACCUCCACACUCAUGUCUAAAAACCAAGACUGAGAAGUCUGAAAUGACAAAUCAAGACUCAAACUCACGCAAUGUACUCACCCAAUUUCAAGCUGUAGUGUUUUGCUUUGUAGGAAAGUAUGUUCCACUCGGCUCUGUGUUGGUUUUUCUGCUGCCCUCACACCUCUGUCUUGGUAGUUUCAAUCCUCAUGUGCUGACAUAAAAAUCUACAGUAGGUUUUUAUGUGAUGACGCCACUCUGAGUCACGGUUGCAGGAAUGAAGAUAGACACCACUUAAAUUUUGAUGAUCAGCAAAUUUAUAAUUGGGUAACUGGAGUGAGGCUGUGACCACAUUCAAGGAAUCGGGGCGAAUUUCCCUUCAGCUCUUAGGGUAAAAAACAAAUCAUCGCCCGCUCUUAAUGACAUGGGGACGCCCUAGAAAGAAACUAGGGAGAAAUGAGAGUGAAACUAAAAGAAGAGAGAUAAAAAUCAUCGGCUUGUGAUGUUGAUAACCAUCAAAGCAUUGGGUCUGUUUAAGGGACUCGUUUGCUCGACUUUUAACAAAAACUCUGAGACCAAGUGAAAACAGUUCCCAGAAGUGAAUAAAUAUCUGAAUACUGCAACAGAAAGACAAAGGUGGUCAAAGCCCUGCUGUUCCGUCACGCAGUAAACCUGUUUCUUUUUCAGUACACUGAGCAGUUCGUGACCAACUUGCAGACCCAGCUGGAGCAGUCCAGACUGCGUGAGGCCGAACUGCUUGGAGCGCUGAAGGAAAUGCAAGACAAAGUCCUGGACCUGGAGAAGGUGAGCAUGAAAUACUCGUUUUAGCGUGUGAGAGGGAACAAAGUGUGAAAGACAAGCCGAGGCAGCAGGCAGAGGAUACUAGUGAGUGUGUUCAAGGUUAUCCUGACACUACAAAAAGGGGGGGAAAGUAUGCUCUGAGUAUUUUUUUUUUAAUAUUUUUAGAUUCCUCCCUGCCUUCUUCUAAUGAUGAUUUUCCUACUAGAGGUCAGAGAAAGUAACUGUGUCACUGUUUAUGAGGUUUCUGACCUCUUGGUUCUCGGGUUAGCAGCAUUUUAUCAUGACUCACAAGUUCAGGUAUUAUAAUGUGUUAUGCUUAUUGUUAUAAAGCCUUAUGAUAAUUAGUAAGUGUUUAUGAUGAUCGUUAUACAAGUUUAUAAGUAGUUAUAACACAACAUAAAUAUAUGUUUAAUGCAUUAUCUAUGUGGGCGUUGUCAGUGACUUGUUAACAGUUAUAGGUAACCUUUUCUUUUACGGUACACUUAUUACCAGGUAAUUAACAGGUAAUUACCUAGUAACAACAUGAAAUUAUUUGGUAAUUACAUGAUAACUACUAAGUCAAUACUGUCUAGUUUUUCUUUUUUUCUUUUUUCUGUGCAGCUCCAUUUUCAAAAGCUAUUUGGCGUUCUUAUUUUCUAUGAUUGACACUUAGUACAGCCUAUGGACGUGUGAAAAUUGUGUAGCAAUGAGCUGUUUGAGUCAAGCAUUAUCACAGCGACUCACCCGCCGAAUGCGUACAAUGCUACUGCGCAAGUGGUGGUUCCAGAUACAGAGAAAAUCCUGGAAAUACCAGAGCAAUUCGGAUUCAAAUUUGUAUGAUGAUGGAAGGUUACCUACCUGGUAGCUAGACAGUAUUGACUUAUAGUAGCUUUCAUGUAAUUACCAGAUAAUUUCAUGUUGUUACUAGGUAAUUACCUGUUAAUUACCUGGUAAUUACCGUAAUGUACCGUAAAAGAAAGGGUUACCCAGUUAUAACACAUUAUAAUACCUGACCUUGUAAGUCAUGAUAAAAUGCUUUAUAAUGUGUUUUAAUUAUUGCUAUAAAGCAUGAUGAUCAUUUAUGAGCGUUUAAAACUAUAGUUAUACAGUGCUAUAACGUGAUUAACAUGUAUUAUACAUAUAUUUAUAAUACGUCAUAGAGAAAGGUGUUACUAAAAAAACAAAAACAAAACAAAGUAUGAACAUCAGUCUGUUACUCCUGCUUUAAAUCAACAUAGUUAGAAUUGUGUAGGCUCUCUUUGUGGUCAGCAGCAUAUGUAAUACGUAUGUAUUUAUAUUAAUUAUACAUCCACUCAGAUGAACAACUGCCUGCCCGAUGAGAACAACAUGGCAGCUCUGCAGGAGGAGGUGAAGCAGAUGAAACUUCGGGAGCUGGAGACGAUGCACUCUUUCAGAGAAAUGCAGGACUCUGUCACUGAGCUCAACCAGCGCUGGCAGGUAACAAACACACACUACUGCUUGUGUUUCUCUGCAGACCCACCAAAAGUCCACCUUGACGUCCUUUAGCUGAGCAGAGUUACAGCUUUGCAUUUUUUUUCACAACAGCAUCACAUGUCCCGAGGCAGCAGCACAGGCGGAGGUGGCGGCCACUGGAAGGAGUCCCCAAAGAAGAACGCCAUGAACGAGCUGCAGGACAAACUCAUGACGGUCAGACUGAGAGAGGCACAGGCGCAGGCUGAGCUCCGAGAGGUCAAACUUAAAGCCCUGCAGCUGGAGAGCCAGGUCAGACAAAUUAUACACACUUUCAUUUCUACAUAGUGGGAAUAAAUGCCCUUCUCCUACACGGAUACAUUGAAUUUUAAAAAUAAAUCAUUUUAGUGUAUUUCACAUAGAGCCAAAGCAAGAUUAUAGAGCAGAGCAAAUGGUGCCAGGAUGAUACGGCAAACAGUUAAAAAUUCAAGUCAAAUAAUUAGUCUAUAAGUAAAAGUUAACUACGUCAGGUUUUGAUAAUUUUGAUGGUACAAUAUUUUAAUCAUUUUAGAUUUAAUAGACUGACUGAUUUCUGAAAAAAUCAACAGCUAAUUGAUGACAAAAAAUAUGCCACUCACAGUUUCCCAUGUUUUUUUUCUGUAGAACCAGAUUCACAGCAAGCUGAUCGGUCGAAACGAUCAGGAACGCUCUGCGCUGCAGGAUCGGCUCCAGAUGUUGGCCAAUCAGAACAAAGCUCUCCAGACUCAACUCAGCGAGAUGAAGAGGAAGCAGGCCGAGUCUGACUGCAAGGUUUGGAUCCGAUCAAGAGGGGGGAGUAAUGGACAGGACAGCACCAUUUUCCUGGCUUAGCUCAAUCAUAAUUAUAUUAAUUAACGUACUACAGGGAGAUUUAAACAAGAUGAUAACAUAAAGAAAACAACACAGGGAUGAAGAAAACAUUAACCUGAAAGUGCUUAAGUAAAAACUGAUGAGAAGUAUGGAAACUCAAACUCUAAAUUCUUGUUUUUGUUCAUUCUUGAGUAGGACAGAAGUAAUGAUGGAGGCCUGGGAUGAGAGAAAGAGGUCAGAGCAGGACAUAGAUAAAGAGACUGAAAGAGCUCAUUAUACAUUUUCAAUAUCCCGCUCUGAAAUCCUCUUUAUCUUUCUUUUGAAAAUGCAAUCUUCUCUCAGUUUCUUUCUUUCUUCUGUUUAACCGUCGUCUCCCUCCUCUCCGCAUACAUCCAGAGCAAAGAAGAGGUGAUGGCGGUGCGGCUGAGGGAAGCAGACAGUAUGGCAGCCAUGGCUGAACUCAGGCAGAAGAUCGCUGAACUGGAGAUACAGGUCAGCGUGUUUAUACGUCUGCGUUCCUCUAAGUCACUCAUGUCUGCAUGCUGGUGAUUUCUUUAACUAUUUAGGCUCAACUUUUGUGUGUGUGAAAUAAAACAUAUAUAUAUUUUAUACUUUUCAGAAAGAGGAGGGGCUGAUCCAGGGUCAGCUGAACCACUCCGACUCUAGACAGUACAUCAACCAGCUCAGGGACCAGAUCACUGAGCUCAAGAACGAGGUUGGACACACAUCCUCACACAUUACAUAUGGAUAUAGUUAUUGUCAGAGGGACCCUGAUUCAGAAUACAAACAUUUGGAUGUGUGAUGUCUAUAUUUUGAAAGACAGCAAUUUUGUCGUUUUAUAUUGUAAUAUGAUAACAAUUAAUGGGCGAAGUCACUUUUAUUUCUAUUAGAACAUUUAGCGUUUUUUCUGGGUUAUUGAUCGUACAUCGUACAGAGGGCAAAAUUAUCGGACAAAUAUGAUAAUUAGCGUACACCUGGUAACCCUGUUGCACUUUAUCAUAUUAAAUAAUUUUAUUCACCUUAAACGCAGUAUCUUUUUUAGAACUGGAGCUGUAUUACAGCACGGUUAAUUCUGCAGUAAUGUGAUUUAAAAUUGAGUUUUCUUCAAAGUGGUGUGUAAGUACUGAUGUAAAAAGUUGAAGUCAUUUUAUCUUCUGUGUUAUUAGGACACCAAUCUGCCUCAACAAGUGUGCUCUAAUCACGUCAUUCUGCAUGAACUAAAGAUGAGCGACCGACCUCAAUAUGUGUGUGAGGGGGGGACGGGUGUUUUUUCUGUUUCAGUCGAACCCACAGCUGCGCCACCUCUGUACACAGUUAACCACUCACACUUCUGCAGUGGGUUUAGUCCAUUUCUUUUAAAUUCACUCCUGCUUUCUGUGCAGGAGACUUUGAGGUUGAAUUAAUUAGACUCUCUGAAUAUCUCUUUUCACUCUGACCUUGUUUUGAAGACACGAAAUUCUCUUCAUCGGUGACUCGGAGUUUGUUCAUUCAGAGAGUUGCCGUGCGUGACUCUGAAGUGCGGGGGUGCGAUGAGACUGCACUGAUCUUUACUGCUCUUCUCCUCUUUCUUUUCAUCUCCCCACCUUUUUUUAUCAGAGCAGUGGUUUUCAGCGAUACUGAAACUUGUGUGAGUGCAAAUGAGGAAGUGAGGAACAAUUUAGAAAAAUCUCAGUGUAGUAGUUUGAGCCGUUGAGUUAUACCGACAGUGAUGGUAAAUAAUCACAUAAUCAGCACAUGAGAAGAACUUACAAGCACUUUAUUUAGUUAGUUGACAUAAAUUUGCUGACAUUUGAUAUAAUAAUGUACUUAAUAAUGGACAAAGACAACAGAAUAUCUCCAUUUAAAGCAUUUUAUAUACUUCCUUUAAUGUUAUCAGCUGUUAUGUCAAAAACAUAAUCAAAGCAAAUGUCCCGUGAGAGCCUGACAGAUGAUCUUUAUUUCACUUGAGCUGAACACAGUCACACACUCAAAACAUUUCCAAUGGUUAACCACUGUCUGCCUCCCCCCCGCCCCUCACCUCGCCUGAGUGUGUGAUAGGGGAAAACUAAAACCUCUGAGAUUUGUCAUGAGCCACUGACUGUAGUACAUGCCGCAUGAUCAGGCGAGAAGUAUGCAUGUAGAGAUGGCUUUUCUUUUCUGUCAUGCAAACGCGACAAAAGAUGGAGGGCAGCAGGAAAAAAUAAAUCUAAUUUGAUUUGUAAAUUAAUCACAAUUUUUCUUGUAUUUAUCAAACUAAAGGUCAAAUCAUGUUGCCCCCACCGUUCUAUUUUCAAAACCUCAAAAUGGUGAGAGAUGCAAACACCACAGAGGUUGUUUUUUUUUUUUCACACGAAAACAACCCGCAAAAAAAAGUUUCCAGCCAGCACCUGACAUAAAGUGACGGCAUCAAACCAUUUCAAGGCUGUUAGAGUCGCGAAUAUAUCAAGUUUGACCAUAAACCCCAAGUUCUUGCAGAACACUUUUGAGAAACGCUAGAGGCGUCAAAACGUCGACAAUGAUAUGAAAGGGGUGAUUUUAAAGACAAGUAACAUCUAAUACAGGCCACUGUAUGGAGAGACCCCUCUCGGGGUUUGUAACCUUUUGCAUUGCGCGUGCUCUGCCGAGUGGCACUGCUUUAGGUGGUGAAAAAGAUUUGAGGUAUGAGGUAUUUGAGGUAUUUAUAAUUUGCAGUGCACAUUACUCUGCUUCAUGUCCGACCUCAAAAGACCAAAAUACCUCCACACCACUGACGUUUUCGUGCCAGGGUUGUCAUCAUCUGUUGAGCCUUCAUCUGCAUUUCUGUCGGGGGUCGCACUCAUUUCCUCUCUUUCUCCCCGACAGUGCUGUCGACUUCAGCUGCAGUGUGCUACUACGCAGUUGUUUGCUACUUGGCUUUAAUUCAUCACAUGAUUGGUUUAGUGCAAUAUGGAUAUAUCGAUAUUUAAGGAAAUUAAUUUUAGAUAUCAUUAUCGUUUUAUCGCCCAGCCCUACAUCUGGUUAUGGAACACAUUUCCUCUUAAUGAGCUCAAAAAAACAAAAACAACCAUCAAUUAGAACAAAAACUAUAUCUGUACAGUUAUUUAAACUGGCUGUGUAACAUGUUGAAGAUUUCUUAUGUGUGUUUUUUUUAUUUUAUUUUAUCCAAUUGAGAUAAAAAAAGGUUAAAAAAAAACUAGUCUAGCUAUAAGAAGUAUUGAAGGUUAACUAUUAAUUGUUGAUAGAGCCUUCAGCAAAACUUACACCUGUCUUUGUAUUCAGAUCCGGCUGUUGCGAGGGCAUAAGGCAGCUCCCAGCUCCAGGGUCAGUGCUGGAGGCGGGAGCACCAACUACCAGGAUCUGUGUCUGGCCAGCCCUGCUUCAGCAGAGGGGGACUACCUGAGCUCGGACGACGACCUGCUCCCCAGCCCGUUGCCUGCUAACGCCCUUUACCCUUCCCUCUCCGGUCCGUGUCACCCGUCUCCCCGCUUGGACAGCGAGGGAAGCACGGACAGCGAGGCAGAGGAGCAAGUGCGGACACACCCGGACCCUCAGCAGCUUUAUGGCAGCAUGGUGUGUGCCGAGGCGCUGGAUAACUGA
This is a messenger RNA of Xyrichtys novacula (pearly razorfish), 21604 nucleotides long. The record is from the annotation of a GenBank genome assembly. NCBI's taxonomy places the organism in Eukaryota, Metazoa, Chordata, Actinopteri, Labriformes, Labridae.